AAAACGCCGGUUACACGUUUGAAUCUCACCCGCCGGUAUAAAUACAACCCACACACGCCCGUACCGGCACAAACUCAGAGAUAUCUACUACUUCCACCGUCUCAAGAAGCGUCAAGUUUUCUUAAACCAGGAACCAUGAGGGUCAGUCGCGCACUCCUUCAACAAGCCGCCAAGAUGUAUCUUGGUGGUCCCGACAGUUUCUUCAAAUACGCCGGCAGCUCAGUCCUUAAAGACCCAUCGGUGUGGCCCCUGGUGACUAUCGUGACCGGUGUUGGGUGUAUGGCGGUCAGCGCUCUGACGUACACAGCCAUCACAAAAACUGAUGUUGUUUUCGACAAGAAGACAAAGCCUUGGCUGAAUGUGCCUUUGGACAGACCUACGCAAAAGUUGGUCACAAUUAACCAGACCUACAAGGACAUCCCCCAGCUGAAGGUCAUGAGCGAGAUCCGCGAAAUGGAGAAGCAGCAAUAACACCCCCUGCACCUCCUCUGAAAUCCGCCAGGAGGCGUAGUAAAUGGCAGCUGACCGAGGCGACUAGAAGUUCAUUGGGGCCACGCUGCUAUAACGUAUUUAGCUCAAAGUACAUGCUGUCGUAUAUUUGCCUCAGAAAAGAUAGACAAACUCUUAGACCACAGAGUUUAGAGGACCAAAACUUUUCCGGAUUGAAAAAUCUACCAGCAACUCUUUAUGUCCAAA
This is a messenger RNA of Branchiostoma floridae (Florida lancelet), 696 nucleotides long. Its product is annotated as normal mucosa of esophagus-specific gene 1 protein-like. The coding region runs from base 136 to 471 and encodes 111 amino acids. The transcript has 4 exons. NCBI's taxonomy places the organism in Eukaryota, Metazoa, Chordata, Leptocardii, Amphioxiformes, Branchiostomatidae. The record is from RefSeq and is a predicted model, not a curated record.